This is a messenger RNA of Rotaria sordida, 2499 nucleotides long. The record is from the annotation of a GenBank genome assembly. Lineage: Eukaryota; Metazoa; Rotifera; Eurotatoria; Philodinida; Philodinidae.
AUGAUUAUUAUGAACGAAAUCGACUUUGAAGAAUGUCUCAAAGAUUCUCCUGCUUAUCGAAAUCAACUUCGACAAGCAACAAAUCAUAUCGAUAUGUUAGAAGAUCGUUUAGAACAGAUGUCGAAAUCUUGUAAUUCUGUCAUUAAUAAUGGGAAAACAUUUGUACAAGAAUUUCAAAAAUUUCUUAAAUGCAUUUAUGAUGUUCGUGAAUUAUUUUCUCCCGAUGAUGUGACUUAUAGAAGUUUAGCAAAAUUUGGUGAAUAUUUAAGUGAAAUACAAGCACUUUUUUCCAGUUUAUUCGAACAAACAACAAAUAGUGUCCUAAGAACAUUAACACGAAUGUUAAAAGAAGAUAUUAAAAAAGUUAAAGAUCAAGGAAAAUUAUUUGAACGUUUAAGUUCUGAUUAUGAUAUUGCCUCACAAAAGAAUGCUGAUGCAUCAAAAACUAAACCUCAUGUGUGUGAAGAUGCAAGUAAAAUUUUAAUAGCAACACGUAGUUGUUUUGGUCAUACAUCAAUAGAUUAUACGUAUCAAAUUAAUGUCUUAUUUAAUCAACAUAAAAUUGAAUUAGUAGAACUGUUACUAUCGUAUAUUAAUAUUCAUAAAGCAUUUUUUCAUCAAGGACAUGAAUUAUUAUCAAUAGAUACUGAACGAGAUUUUAAUAUAAUUACAUCACAAUUAACAAAAAUGCGACAAGAUAAUGUUCAAAAACAAAAAAGUUUAGAAAAAAUUCAUGAUACAAAUCAAAGAAAAUCUCGAUCAUCAUCAACCGAACCAUCUCCAACUUCCCCAUCAACAGAUAACAUAAAACAUUCUUCAUUGUUUUCAUCAUAUCAAUUGUCUAUGAAAGGCAAAUCAUUAUUUCGUCAUCGUGAUCACCAUUCUCGCCAGUGUAAUCUUGAUGAUAAUAAAACUACCGAAAUAUCAAAUGAAAAUCAGUUAUCUGUGCCAAAAGAAGAUUUAUCUCGAAAUCCACCUCAACAAAGUUUAUCCAAUACUCCUAAUACAUCAAUAGCAGGUGUUGAACCAACUAAAGAAGGUUAUCUAUUCAAACGUUCGCAUAAUAAAUUCAAAACAUGGAGCAGACGUUGGUUUUUAAUUCGAAACGGUCAACUACUUUAUAUGAAACGUAAUAAUGGAAAUUCAACAAAUGAUAAUUCCCAACAACAAUCAGUAAUGGUACCUGAUUUACGUUUAUGUACGAUUCGUUCAAUUAAUGAUAUUGAUCGUCGAUUUGUUUUUGAAAUACUUUCACCAAAUAGUUCCCAUUUACUUCAAGCUGAUUCUCAAGUUCAAUGUGAUCAAUGGAUUAAUUCCUUGCAAUUAGCAAUAAAAAAUUCAUUUAAAUCAUCAAAUGAUAAUGUUCAAAAUUCAGCUUCAUCUUCACCAAAACCAAAAUCAAAAGAUGAUUCUUCAUCAAACACAGCUUUAACAGAAAAAAUUGAAUUCAAACAAAAAAUGAUUAAAGAUAAAAUUGAAUAUGUACGUUCUCUUCCGGGUAAUGAAAAAUGUUGUGAUUGUAAUGCUGAUGGACCAGAAUGGGCAUCGAUUAAUUUGGGAAUUUUACUUUGUUUAAAUUGUGGUGGUGCUCAUCGAGGUCUCGGUGUCAAUCUUUCAAAAGUUCGUUCACUUCAUAUGGAUACAUGGGAUUUAGAAACAUUACUUGUUAUGUCUGAAUUGGGUAAUUCACUUGUUAAUGAAAUUUAUGAAGCACGUAUAUCAGAUGGAAUGCAAAAACCUAAUGCUGAAACUGAUGCUGUUACACGUCGAGCAUUUAUUGAAGCAAAAUAUGUUCAAAAAGCCUUUUUACGUCCAUUACCAGCAGCUAGUGAAAUGCGUUCGUUUACUCGUUCUCUGAAACAAUUGCCUAUCAUGAAAAGUUCAAUAUCUAAUAAUAAUGAUAAUGAUAAAUCAAAACCACUUCAUCGUCUAUUCUUACCAAAAAAAACAACAGCAUCAUCUGAUCAUGAUACAGUUAAUCAAGAUAAUCAACCAUCAAUAUGGAAUAUGAAUAUAUAUUUAUAUGAAGGAGGUCGUCAACAUAAUGUUAUAAUAAUGCUUCAUGCCUUAGCAUUGGGUGCAGAUAAGAAUUUUAUGAAUGAAAAUGAUCAUGGACGAACACCAUUAAUACAAACAAUAUUAAGUAGAUCAGUUGGAGCUGCUGAAUUUCUUUUAACAAAUAAUGCAAAAGUUAAUUUAGCUGAUCAAGAUGGAAAAACACCACUCCAUUAUGCAACACAAUUAGCAACUAAAGGCCGAGGACCAAUUAUUCUUUUAAUUAAACGUGGUGCUGAUCCGUUAUUAAAGGAUAAAGAUGGUAUUGAUGCAUGUUCACUAUCAAUGAAUAUAGGUGAUCCAGAUGUUAUAACAUGGUAUCGUUUAGUUGCCUUACAUGAACAAAUGAAAGAAGAAGAUGCUGAUGCUGAAAAAGCUUAUAUAUCAAUACUUGAUGAUUCUGUUUAUAUGAAAGAAAUAGCGAGGACACCUUCAUUUUCAUAA